GACGGCAGCAAUUAAUUAGACGUUCCCCGGUGUUCACCAUCGUCACACAAUGGAACAAUUAGUAGCAUCACAUGGGGGACGACGUGAGUUGAAGAGGACCGGGGAAUGGGACUGCGUGAGUGUAGAAGGUUGAAGUGUAUAUAACGCGUGAAAACGUCACUUCGGUCUAGACAAGCUGCGAUUCAGUACUCGCCAGGAUUCGGCGGAUCUCCUAGCUACACAGUAUUACAGAGUGCUGACUGCGCAUGACAAUGUUGACAGCCUGUACCAAGAUGCACCAUCCAGAGUCAUCGCAACUGUUCCAGAUCGCCGGUUGGACGAUGUCUGAACACGAUCAACGCGCACUGUCUCGUGCGGGCGGAAAUCGAGGCGAUCCUGGUCUGCAACUGCAAGAGGAUCCCCAUUUUACUCAAGGAAAAAUCGCAAAAACGCCGAGUUUGCCCACACAUAGCAAUGCUGUGAGGCAACAGCCGAUUCCAUUGGGUAGAGGUCUCAAUCAUGCUGCUGACUCCAUCAUUUCUCACGAGGUCAGCCUGACUGCUAGAGGCUCGAGGUCGUCCAUGUCUCUCAAUCCGAAAGCGGAUGAUUUGACGCGCGAGAGUACUCGAGUGAAACUGGAACAGUUGAGAAUUGGUCAAGGUGGUCACGUGUCUCCUCUCGAUGAUACACGGUUUGCAACACAGUCGGAGGACGAGGCUGCUUCUGUUCGGUUUGAGCUAGAAGCUGCUAGAGAAACGAUUCAUCGUCAAAUAUUUGCUAUCAAUGAUUUGAAAGAGCAACUCGAUGAGAGAAUGCUUCAACCACAUGUUGCUAGACCGAUGGUCGAGGCGGGAACUCAGACUGAUGGGUCUGGAGACUCGGGGCUUUGUCAUACAUCCAUUCAUUCAUUGUCUAGACAGAGGAGUCUAGAACUGGAGGGCAGGAAGGAAUGUGUUAGUGUUGACAGCCUUCUCUCACCAACCCAACCCGAUUUAGUACUUGAUGCGACUCCUCCCAAUACACUGUCGUAUUCUGAUUUGACAGCAGAAUUGAAGAAGGUUUACGAAGAAAAUGCUGGUCUGCGAGAGAAGCUAGAGGAAUCAACUAAGCAAAUAGCUUUAGUAAAGGAAGAACUUCAAAUGAAAGUGAACAAUCUGAUGAGAGAACUAGAGAAGAAACGAGAUGAGAACAGGCAGUGGAGAGAGCACGCGGAAUCUCUAGAAUCUAAGAGGAUAGCAGCUCAACAGGAUUCGGAUUCUUUGAGAGAAAAGUUUCGGGAUCUAUAUGAGGAAUCUGAAAGGGAAAGAGCAGUGAACACCCAAUUGCGACAAGAAAUUGGGCAAGGAAAGUCUGAAGCUCAACGUUUACAAAGACAGUUGGGAUACACUAUAGCAGAGAAAACUGAUUUGCAGGAGCAAUUGAAUACAACAAAAACGCAACUGUCGGAGAAAUGUAGGCAAGAAGUUAGUCAGCAGGAUAUUAUUCAAUGUUUACGUACCCAGUUGCAGGAGUUGAGACAAAAGCAACAACAGUCUCAUGACAAUGCAUUACAACUAGAAGUUUCUGCUCAAUCUCAACGACGUAACCUCAACCCUCUCGGUUUUAGUGACUAUCGUGCUCCUUUCCCCCAACUUGUUAGCCACUCACCGACGUCUCUAGAUCACCCACGUGGCGUUCCACAAGCUAAUGAUAUUCAUUUUAGAGGAUUAGCAAGAGCUAGUGUAAUUCCUCAGUUGAAAGCAAUAGAAACAAAAUUGUCAAGUGAAACAUCAGCAGAAAAAGACAACGAAGUGCGUCCAGUGUGGCAUGUCAAGGAAGAAAAACCUACCACCUCAAAAGCACCGGAAAAUCCUGACAAACAACCCCAACUUUUUGCUAUAGCACAAAGCGACAGCGGACACGACACUGGCGACUCAUUCAAAAUGCCUUCCGGUUUGGCAGCCGACCAAUAUGGACCGCUUCAAGCGUGGCUAAAAAAGCAAAACAUGAAACCCGCAUUUGGAGGAACAUACGCAACUCAAAUCGAUUCUACACCCACCCAACACGCGACUGAGAGGACUCAACACUUACCAGGCAGUCUGCAUCCUUCACCAGGCAGUCUGCAUCCUUCACCAGGCAGUCUGCAUCCUUCACCAGGCAGUCUGCAUCCUUCACCAGGCAAUCUACGUCCUUUGGUGUCUUUACAAUCAAACGCUCCAACAUUUCAGACGAUUGAGUCAAUUCCUAAGUCAUCUAUGGGGACCUUCCAGCCACCUGUACCGCGAAUGUCGGUAGGGUUGAUGAACUCACCUCACAGUCAAGCUUCCUUCUCACCUCUUGUCGACACGACGAGACCUCGCGCUCCCGCGCCCAUGGCGGAGUUUCAACCGCUUAUGAUGGCACGGAGCGUGCACGGUGGACAGACAGAAAUUCCGUCUACUUCGUAUGCUCAGCAACACGCGCAGCUCGGAAUGCAGUCACCAGUGCGUAGCCUAUUGUCGCUGAAGCCUCCAGACCGUUUAGCUUGUGCACCACCGGUUACUAUUCAAUCUAGCACUCCGUUUAGUCUUCAGACGAUGGGAGCGUCGGUUAGUGAGCGGUCGAUGGUGCCGCGGUAUCUCAAGUGUCCACAGUGUGAUCGCAAGUUCGACUCUCGAGAUAUUACGUCAUAUCGCGAACAUUUGGAGAAGUGUUUAGUCUAGAGUGGAGACGUUUGGUUUUCUAGUAGGUUUUGGCGUUUUACAAUGAAAGUAAAGUCUAGAGGCAGUAGACUUUCUAAAUCUAUAUAUUCAUAUUUACAGAGAGAAACAGUACAGUACUAGCGAAACUGACAAAUUGGGUAUUCGUAAUUAUUUAUUUAAGUUAAGUGAAGUGGUCGAAUGACUCGUAUCUGUUGUACUGUUUCAUAAAGAAGAGAUAUAAAACAAAUAUAUAUAUAUAUAUUUUGCUCUAAA
Corticium candelabrum is the source of this 2912-nucleotide messenger RNA. RefSeq lists its product as uncharacterized. The transcript is spliced from 7 exons. The record is from RefSeq and is a predicted model, not a curated record. Bases 246 to 2660 code for a protein of 804 amino acids. NCBI's taxonomy places the organism in Eukaryota, Metazoa, Porifera, Homoscleromorpha, Homosclerophorida, Plakinidae.